AUGAAUCUUCAAAACGGAAGCCCUGAUUCACCCCUCACGAAUGAUGAUGGCAGCAUUACUUUUGCCACUGAGGCGGCGCAAGCGGGGGACACCAAUGAUGUUAUAGAAACUGAACUACCUGAAGAGACGGAGGGCUUUCAACCGCAGCUUGUUGAAGGAGACUUCUUCCCGGCCGCGGCAGAUAACAUAGGUAUGGAUUUCGAGCUCAUUGCAGAGCUGGCAGACUCCAGUAAUAGACUGAUGAUGACAGAGAGUGAAAUAGAAAUCCCAACACGAAUCAGCAAGCCGAGGCGGUCUGCAUUAUCCAAAGGUGGCAAGGCCAAAAGACAGAAACGCGUUAGGUGGGCUGACGAAGUUGGUCCGGACAGCACGGACACUACUGGACGCCCGUUGCAUCAACGGCUGAUGAAGCAUGUUACGGCCUUUUACAUGCCCCUUAGCUCCCAAAAAAAUUCGCUCUGCAGGGAUGAGGCGGACAAUCCAAAUUACACCGCUCAAUUUCCGACAGUAGGACCGCCGCCGCCUUCAAUUUUCCGCGAAAAAGAAAACACAGAUGGCAGUGUCUAUAAAUUCUGCAAGGCCCAGCGGCCCUCUAUGUACUUCAUAGAGUGGAAACGUCAACCGCAUGGGGUUAACCAAGUCCCAUUUCUCGCGCAGCCGGUGGAAAGUGACGCCGCGCCACAAAAAGCAAUAACCCUUUUUAGUGCGUUACACCCAAAAGAACCGAAAGGCAUCCCCGGCGACCAUGCAAAGGCGAGAAUCGCCACCAGUGCCUGCGCACCCUCCCGGUGCCCUCAGCUUCCCUUUAUUCGGAUCGACACUUUGCUAAACGAGCCGCUUCGAAUCCUUCUCUAG
Messenger RNA from Phytomonas sp. EM1, 855 nucleotides. NCBI's taxonomy places the organism in Eukaryota, Euglenozoa, Kinetoplastea, Trypanosomatida, Trypanosomatidae. The record is from the annotation of a GenBank genome assembly.